Molecule: messenger RNA, 12788 nt
Organism: Phasianus colchicus (ring-necked pheasant)
Lineage: Eukaryota; Metazoa; Chordata; Aves; Galliformes; Phasianidae
Gene: SLC45A3
Product: solute carrier family 45 member 3
Biological process (GO): transmembrane transport
Cellular component (GO): membrane
Molecular function (GO): sucrose:proton symporter activity
Source: RefSeq, a predicted model, not a curated record
UUUAAACCAAAGGAAGCCAGCACGUGGCAGGAGGAGGCGUUCAUUGCAGCUCACGGGGGGCUCUGCGUGGUUUUGCUGCUGCGCUGCGUUGAGUCCUUUUCGGGAAUGGGGGGAGCACACGGGGCUGCGUUGGGUUUUGUGUCAGUGUGUCACAGUGUGACUGCUCUGCAGAGUUCCCACCUUUGAUGGUACAGAUGUUUGCAUCCGUUGUUUGUGGCGCUUAUCGGUCGUCCCGUGAGUGACAGCUUUAGGAGGAAGAGAAGAGCACUGGGAUCGGGUAGAGCUUUCACUGCGGUGGCAGGCAGGCUUGGCAAGGUGCUGGGCUUUCGUGCUCGCAUUUAGAAUAACAAGACUGAAUUUGGAGGGGUAACACCUCAGCAACGAUUUUCCUGGUCCUCAUUUGGACCUCUCUGUGGACAGCACAGAGAAAGCAACCCAGCUUGGGGCAGAUCCGGGUCUGUGGCUGAUUUAGUCCUCCAUACAGGCUUAGGAGAGAAGUGUGUGUGUGUAACGUGAGAAUAACCAGGGAUUUAUAGAAAUAGAACAUGAGUAAGAACUUCAAAAGCACCCAAAUGAUUUGGGCACUGGAAUCAUGCGGGCGCUCCUGAAAAACGUGUACCAGCCUUUAAACCAUCCUUAUUAUUCACCUUGCCUGCAAUUUGCUUCUCAUUUUUGGUGAGCUGGACCUGCCCGACCCACAGCUCACAGCGUUGUCCCUCAGUGGGAGCGGUGCAGAGCUGAGAGCAAUUCCUGCAAUGCCUUCAGCUCUGAAAGUCAUUACUGCACAACGCUGUGGGAGCCAAGAGGGCUCAGCUUAUGGGAUUUGGGGGGGAAAAAAAAGGAUUAGAAACUUGAUACGGAUAGCAAGAAUCUCUAGAAUUAAUAGGAAAUUAAAUGAGGACUUUGCAAAGGAUAUAAAUCCUUGUAUUUCAGGAUAGAAGCCAAUCUUAGGAUUUAGGGAGAAGCUUCUCCUUGUAGGGAGUUUCUCCCCGUGCUGUUUGCUGGUGGGUACAUUGCCUUGCAGCUCGCUAUGUACACAGCUGGUGUGGGGUCUCCUGUGGGAGCAUCUCCUCUUCUGGAAGAGCUUCUGGUUGAGCAGCACUGAGCUCAAACCUCAUGGCUGUGCGUUGCAGCAGCCUGGAGAUACCUGCAUAUAAAGCAGCAAUCCCACGGGCUGCUCUCUGAGCUUAUCAUCACUGUUACACAGCAGAGUGAUAGCAGGUGCUGAGCAUAUUCCAGACAGCAUCUCUUUUGGAAGCUCAUAGCCUCUUGUUGCUAGCAGUGAGAGAUGCUGUGUGAGAAGCCGGAAUCUCUAGGCUGGUGGCUGAGUUGGAAAGUGAAACCUUUUGGUCUGCUUGCUCUUUGCUAGAGUCCCUAGGAGAGAUGGGUUUGUGUGUGGCACACCUCCUGCUAAGCGUUCCCCCGGGUGCACUCUGUGGCCACAUGUAUUCCUGCAGUGUGGUCACUGCUCUCUCUAAAAUAAAUAACAAAGUUUACAAAUAAUAAUAACCCAAGUGGCCCAAUCCUGUAGAGAAGCCACUGGUAGGAGCUUUGCCAGCAUGUGUACAGAAGAAGCCGGUUCUAAAAGCAUCACAUCUAUGGAACAGCAAAGCAGCAGGGUAGAGGUGGCUCUUAGAUGCAUGGGUCUCCCUGAAUGUGUUUUUGUGAAUGCUUUUUGAAGGUGGCAGCUGCUCCAUGACGUCCCUGCCUCACUCUGAGCAUCUGAACCUGGAGAUGUUUGUGUUGGGUCCACUGAGGGUUUGCAGAUUGCUUCCAAGAACUGUACAAAAGCAAAUGAAAACAAAUCUGGAUGCCCCAUAGCCUUUAUACACAAUGCUGCUAAUCUGCUGCACUGUACCACUCUUAAUGUGUUGUUCCUAUAGCUCUAGACUGGUUUAAAGUAGCGUAGAAUGCCAUGCAGGAGGACCCAGGCGGGGUCUAUUUCUUGUGCUGCUGUUGUUCAUCACCGCUUUAAGAAUCUCUGAAUCCAAUUUUGUGUUAUAGAACUGCAGAAAGUUGCUGAUGUACCAACAAAAGCACUGAGCUGCUUGUUCUGAAAACACGGAUACAUAAAGCACCCAUUUUAUUAUGAUUUUACAUGUGCUGCUCCUUGGAGGUCCUCAGAUUUGUUCCCUCCUUCCUUGUUUUCAUAUCCUAGCAUGUCAGUUCCUCCUGCAGCCCAAAACUGUGAGUUUAAUUUUGCUAUCCUGCAUGAGAGGAGGAGCAGACCCCAUGAAUUCUCACUCCAAUUGCUGUCUGCACAUUGACAGGAGCUGCUGCCAGGCCACCUCCAGGGUCUGUCCCAUCUUACAUUGGAGGGAAACCUUCCUGGAGAAGCACAUGAGAACGGCCUGUGAGGUCUGAAGUCCUUUUCUUCCAUGCAGGGAGCAGGCUGGCUCUGCUUUGCUCUGCUGGGAGCUGAAGUUCUUUGUGGCUGUUUGUCUCCAGGAGUUAAUACUUAAGGUAAAAUGCAAAUAUAAUGAGUGCAGUGACUCAAAUGUGUGCGAGAUGUCAGCACUCAAAUGACAUUCAUGUUCUUGCAGAGCAGGCUAGUGCCAAUUUGUGCACAGUUGAGGAGAGCAUCCGGAUCCUGCUUUGGAUUUACGGGUUACGACUUUUGGUGAAAUGAUGCAUGCAAUAAAACUCAGAAAUUGCACUUUCGUUACCCAACGUUAGCAGUGAUCCUGCUGGGAUCUGACCUCCCAGUGCUCAGACCUCACACCCACUGCUCUUCUGCCAUCUCAUCCCAACUACCUGCAUUUUAUUUAUAGGAGAAACGCAGAGAAAUGGCUCUUUGCUCAGGCUGGCUGUGGGUACAGGUGUGCUCGCUCUGUCCUCUCCAAGGACACCAAGAGUUGCCUGCUGUUGAAUUCAUGCUGGCUGCAGAGCAGUGCUUUGUCUGGAGCUGCUCUGAUCCUCUGCUUGGAGAGAGAGAGCACCCAACGUGGGUCAGUGAUCCACAGCAUCUGGGCCAACGUGCUGCUGCUGGGUGUCCUCACUCUGCAGUUCUUAUUGCUCGCGCUGCUCUCUGCAGGAUGUUCCUUUGCUUUGCUUGGAGCUGUGCAAACAGAAUAAAGGAUUGUUCCACUCGCAGAGAGAGAGAGCCCUUGUAGGUCUGGGUUGGAGGCAGCUCGUAAAUACAAAGAGAUGGAGCACAAAGAAGCAAUGAGAGGACAGCAGCUUUCUAUUUCCGUGUGUACCAGGUACCGAUGUGUGGUGACAGGAGAGGGCUUUGUGUGGGUGCUGUUGGAUCCAAGAGGUGCGCUGUGACAAACAGCUGCUGUGUGCACGGCGGUGGGAGCAGCUGGAGCUGUGCUGGAACAAAAGGCUGCUGUGCUGCAGCCAAGGCUGGAGCAGCAAUUAUUGGGCUGGGAAGGUUGGCUUUUCCUGAGGACUGACUAAAACCAGGUUUGGGAGAGUGGCAAAGUGUUGGUCUGGAGGGGGGUCUGACCAUGCAGGUGAAAAGAAGGGCAUGAGGGCAACUAGAGGGAGGGCAAGUGGGAAGGGUGCUUCCAGCUGUGAAGUCCCUCAGCCUGUGGGUAUUCUUGCAACCUCAGUGCUUGAGAUCCAUCCAUCCACUGGACAAAUUACUGGAGAAUGUGCUGUUUGGGAGCAGCCCUGGGGAAACUGAUUCAACAGGGCCUCUUUCAUCUUUGAUUUCUGUGAACACAGUCUAUGUUUGUGCUGUCAUCAUCCCUCCCCCCCCCCCAGAUACUUCCAUUCAUCACUGCCUGUGUCCAAUACCUAUAGCCACAAAUGAGCCUUUGGGGCAAGAGCAGGGAAUGCUGGCAAUCCCCUCUGUUAGCAGGACAGUGCCAUGGGGCUAGUUAGCUGAUGUGGAGUCAAAACAGCCAGGGUUGGUGCUGGUGAUAACUCCUGUGUCCUGGCUCUUGCUGGGCAUGGAUGGCAGCACUGUGUGGCUCCAUAUGAGUUGCCUGGAGCAUCCUGCAGAGAUAGCAGAGGUCCUUUUGCUUCAUUUGUGGCUCGCUGAACUUUACUCUAAUAAACACAGGCAAUGUGGAGAGAAUGGUCCCACCUCUGCUUGGAGAGUCUGCAGUGCACAAUCUCCCACUUACCCUCUGCUGCUACAGCAAACCUUUUCAGCAAGCGUUGAGUAACGUUGGAGCUCAGAUCACCUCCUGCCUGUCCUCCCCGAUGGCUGUACUCCACACCAAGGCACAAAUCUAACCAACAGAUGUCCUGCAAAACUCAGGAAGAUUUGGAGCUGAACUCCUUGCUGGUACCUGGAGCUGGAAGCAGAAGCGAGGUGCCUGGUUGUAAGGAGAGGUGAGGGGUGCACAACGCUUUGCUCCAUUUGCUGCCGAUAGGAAUUGCAGCUUUGAGCCUUGUCUUCUCAGAAGGAAAAACCUCCCCUUCCUGAUGGUCGGUGCUGCUGUGAGUUCUGCAUAGAUGGCUACAGCAUAACAUGAAAUCCUUGCAUGUGUGGAGUCCUUGAUACGUGAAACUGAUAACGAGGAAAGCACAAGAUUCCCGAAGUUCUGUCAUUAUGAUUUUUGGUUAUCGGUAUUCCACAUCAUAACAUCAUGUAGUGCACUGGGAGUUUAAUUGUGAAUGCUCAAGUUCCGGGCCCGUAAACCGUUGACAAGUUCUCUGUAACAAUCUCUCAGUGAAGCUUUAUCUGCUUUAAAAAAUACCAUCUGAUUGCUUCUUAUCUUUGGGCAGAAGUGAAAUCGUAGAAUGUCUCAUUUUCAGACCCAGACCUCAUGACUGGUCUGUUGUGAUGAGGAACAACCUCUUGGCUUCUGACAGAGCCCGUGCAGAGCUCCACUAUCCCGGGUACAUGGAAAUGCUGCUGCUCCUGUAGUGCUGCAGUUUGCCUCUCACGUGCUCAGGGGCCAAUGUGAUGGACGGGGCUCUGCACUCACAGCUGUCCUGGGGCUGUUCCUCACACUGCAAAGACUCUUUGUCUCAUUCAAAGCCAUGACCUCAUUUUUAGAGACAGAAAACAGAGAGGGAGAAACCCACCAACCUGCCAGCGGGGGUCAAAGGGCUCCUGAGCGAUAUGUUAGCAUCCAGCUUCUGCGACAGGGACACAAAUAACUGGAAUUGCAGACCAGAAAAUUACCAUGAAAAAAUGGACUAACUAGCAUGUGAUUACAAAAGAGCCCAUUCGUUCUGUGUGUGUCUAGGACUCAAAGUCUGUCCUUUGAGGAAGAGCUUGAGGUCACGCUCCCAAAACUUGAAGCAAAAGGGACUGCAGAGGUCGGUGCUGGUUGCCUGAUGCCAUCCGAGCGGUGCCGUGCUGAUGGGGCAGCUGCUCUCCUCUCUUCCCCAUGCACAGACUGGGACAUCAGUGCUGUCCCUGUGACCGUCACAAGUUUCCAAGUAAAGCCAGAAAUGGAGAAGCCUACUGCUGGAAGUCCCAGAGCUGUGCUGGAGGCAGGAGGGGCAGCAGGGACUCAGGCGUGCCGUUACGCAGCAUUUGUGCUUUGCGUGGAAACCACGAGUUCCAAUUUCACUUCCCGUUUUCUCAGCCCUGCAAGCAGCCGUGGCAAAGUAGACACAGUGUGAAGCCAGCUGGGGUUUCUGCCCUCUCUUCUCUGUAACAGAUGAGGAAAUUUUUUCUUCCACUCAGCACCAGUGAUUAAAGCUCAGCAGUUGUGUGCCAUAAGCUGUGCUGGGACAGCUGUGUGUUCUCUACACGUGCUGAAAGUCAUCCUGCAGGGCUGAUCUCAUGCAGGGUGCCAGAGGUGAUCCAAAAAGCCCACACCAUCAUUUUCUUAAAUACCUGCAGUGGACAGAAACGAGGAUUCAAUAUUGAAGAGUUUUGAGCACAUCAUGUGAGCAGAAGGGUGAGCACAGAGCGGAUCCCUGCCUGCCCACACUUAACAUUACUGGGACCACAUCUCUCAGCGGGAGGAAAAGACGCUUCGUUCACCGAUGCUAAAAAUGGGAGGCAGCAUCUGUCCAGCAGACAGGGAAAAGAAACUGCAGACUUUGCCUGUGGGACACCCCGGGUUGUGCUGCAGUGCUGCAGCCCACGGGCAGUGAGGGACAGCAUGGCUCUCAAUGUGCUCCUGCACAACCGCAGGGCUCAGCUCCUGCUGCUCAACUCUCUGACGUUUGGCCUGGAGGUCUGCCUGGCUGCUGGCAUCACCUACGUGCCUCCAUUGCUCCUGGAAGUGGGCGUGGAAGAGAAGUUCAUGACCAUGGUGUUGGGGAUAGGACCUGUCCUUGGCCUGGUUUUUGUCCCACUGAUCGGAUCCGCCAGCGACCACUGGCACAGCAGCUAUGGCCGAAGGCGGCCAUUCAUCUGGGUGCUGUGCCUGGGAGUCCUGCUGAGCCUCUUCAUCAUCCCUCACUCCAGCAGCCUGGCCAGCCUGUUUGCCCUCAAUACUCGCCCUCUGGAGAUCGCCUUCCUCAUCCUGGGCAUUGGACUGUUGGAUUUCUGUGGUCAGGUCUGCUUCACCCCAUUGGAGGCACUGCUCUCAGACCUCUUCCAGGAGCCGGAUAACUGCCGCCAGGCCUUCUCCAUGUACGCCUUCAUGAUCAGCUUGGGGGGCUGCAUUGGCUACCUGCUUCCAGCCAUUGACUGGGGGGCCAGUUUUCUGGCCCCAUACCUGGGAGGACAGGAGACGUGCCUCUUCAGCCUCCUCGCUGUCAUUUUCCUCGGCUGUGUGCUGGCCACGCUCUUUGUGACCGAAGAAGCAGCUGCUCAAGGGGAUGCUCUGGAUGGCCCAGCACUGAAGGAUGCUCUCCCUAAGCCCUCACCCUCUGCCUGCUGCUCUUGCCAGCUCUCCACGAGCCUCCUGCAAGCCAGGCACAUGAUGCAGGCCCUGAGAAACCUCUGCACGUUGGUGCCAAGGCUUCACAGCCUCUACUGCCGCAUCCCCAAGGUCAUCCGGCGCCUGUUUGUGGCUGAGCUCUGCAGCUGGAUGGCACUCAUGACUUUCAUGCUGUUCUACACGGAUUUUGUUGGGGAAGGGCUGUACCAUGGUGUCCCCAGAGCCAAGCCAGGCACAGAUGCCAGACGCCGCUAUGAUGAAGGUGUCCGGAUGGGCAGUUUGGGACUCUUUUUGCAAUGCGUCACCUCCAUUUUCUUUUCGACAAUCAUGGACCGGAUGGUGAAGCAGUUUGGGACACGAGCUGUGUACCUGGCCAGCGUGGUAUUCUUCCCUGCUGCUGCCUUUGUCAUGUGCCUUUCCCACAGUGUCAUCGUUGUCACCAUCUCUGCUGCUCUGACGGGCUUCACCUUCUCUGCACUCCAGAUCCUGCCGUACACCCUGGCAUCACUGUACCAUCAUGAAAAACAGGUAUUUCUGCAUAAAUACAAGAGCAAAGAGGAGAGAGAUGCAGCUCGAUCGGACAAGAAAUCAUCCUUCCCCAAAGGCCACCUCUCCAGCCAAAAGCUGCCUUACCAGAACGGACACUCCGGGGGCCUCUACUCCUCAUCCUCCUCUUCCUCCUCUCCCCCAGCUGCCAGCUCUGCCCUGUGUGGCAGCUCCUCUUGUGAUGUCUCACUGAUGAUGAUGGUGGGCGAACCGGAUUCGGUUCCUCCGGGUCGAGGGAUCUGUUUGGACCUGGCCAUUUUGGACAGUGCUUUCCUCCUCUCUCAGGUUGUCCCCUCUCUCUUCAUGGGGUCCAUCGUCCAGUUUACGCAGUCGGUGACUGCCUACAUGGUGUCAGCUGCCAGCUUUGGCCUCGUUGCCAUUUACUUUGCAACCAAAGUUGUCUUUGAUAAGAGUGACAUGGCCAAGUAUUCGGUGUGAUGGGGGGAUGCACCGGGGCAGCACGUGGGUGCCAAGAUGAGGGCUGUGCACAUCCCCGUGGCUGCUUGUGGGGUGCUGCAUGUCGUGCGUGCUGUCCCCAUGCUGCUGCUGGGAGCCCCAGUGCUGCUCUUGGGGCUGGGGAUGGCAGAGAGGCAGCAGGGAUAAUCUCAGGUGUAAAUAGGAGGCACUGGGGCAUUGUGCUUUGGGCCAUCAGUGCUUUCCACACUGUGCCUUUCUCAAAAGUAAGCACUGCACAGCCAGCACCAAAGGGAUUGCACUGGGGGGAGGAAGGAGUCAGGCUUUUCCUUUAGAAAUGGGUGUGGGGAGGGGGAAAGAGCCACUGGCUUUCCUGCCUUCCAGUGCUGUGUGUAUCCUCUCCCCCCACUUGCUGCAGUUGUACUCAACUUAUUGAGUAACGCUUCCUCAAAGAAGAGGAGAUCACCUUGGAUGAAGGAUGGGAGCUCAGGUUUGGCCGUGGAGCAGGAGGGAUGCGUGUCUGUUCUGACAGGGAGAAACCACCCAGGAGAACAGUCACUAUGGCAUGUUUUGGAAAAAACAGGGAACGUUUCAUUAGGACCGGUUCCAAAAGAUGACUUAUCUUUUACCUAUGCACCAAAUUGCAUCAGAUGGAAAGGACUGCUUAACGUUUUUAUUUUUAUUUUUAUUUUUUUUUUUAAGAAUGAUUCUUUUUAGCUUUCCUUACACUUCUGGAUAACUGAUCUCUUUCUCAGUGCCCAGAACAGCCGCCUGCUCUCUCCCAGUGAUCUCCCAGAUCCAAACUGGUGUGCACCCCCAAACCAGACACCUGAAUGAUGCUGUCACGAGGGUUCAAUCCUACAGCGAGGGAGGAGAACAGGCAGAGCUGUCCAUGAAGGCAAUCCAGGAACAAACAUACCUCAUCAAAUUCUUACCUGCUCCAAGUGCCUCUCAAUCCCUUAACACUGGGACCAGUGCUGCUGGGUUGGUCAGCCCUCAGAUGCGAGGCACCUUCUGCUGGCCUGAGACAAGUGCACCAGUUGCACCAAUGCUCUGCCACUCAGAGAUCACCCCUGUGCUGAGUAGGAGCCGAGAUCCCAGCUUGCAUUUAGCACUCAGGCUCUGAAAUGGUGCAAGCAAUGCCCAGAGUGAGGCACGAACAUCUGGAGGCAGGGCUGGGGGCACGCAGGGACUCAGCAGCCCUCAGUUUCAGCUGCAAACAAAGUGUUUGUGACCAAUUUUCAGUGGAGGUGUGUGGGCAGUGAGAUGUGCUGGUGAGGCAAAAUGUUGCUAUUUUUGCAAGAAUAUUCCUUGGCAUGGAAGUGAGAUUACUGCCCUGCUGUUUGCAAGCGGGUCGUGAGAGGGCUUCUCCUCACUGCUUUCAACACAUCUUUCCCGUAAGGGGUGACUCUUUUUGUUUUAUUUCUCCUCAAAUUAUAUGCCUACCAGCUUCCCUUUCCCACAAGAAGCCCCAUGUGCUGAAAUGCAGCUGUUUUGGGAACGGAUUUGGCAGCUGUGCAACCAUUGACGGAAGCGGUUUUGUGUGUGUGCUUCCAGCCCUGGUCUCUGUCCACCCCAUUCGUCAGGGGGAAGUCCUGCAGGCAGAAGGUCACUACCAAAGGUGCAGCACUUCUUGAAUGCUCCCAGGGAUCAGUAACCUUUUCAAAGAGGUCCCUGAGUGCUGGAACACUUUGCCAUUUGUUUAAGUGCCUGAAGAGCGCAUCCACAACACAGCCUGGGUGUGCAGGUGGAAUGAUGAGGGCAUUGAGAGCUUGGUGAAGAACAUCCAGGUGAUACUUGAGAGAGCAGUGGGCUCAGGGGGUUGGCAGCCUUUCAUAGCAUCUUUUGGUUUGGAAUGUGAGAGCCAAAGGUGGUGCAGUUCUUCAUCCUUUACUCAUAGCUGUCCAAUGAGAGUGGAAGGCUGAAACCUGCCUGAUUCCCCCAUCCACAGAGAUGGCUUUGGAGUAGUGAUGUACUGAUGGCCAGGAGUGGUUUGUGGUGACAUUGGCUGCAGCAGGCUGUGUGUCCCAGCUGAGCUGGAGGGCCUGAGGUCAGUCCAUGCUGGUUGGGUCUCAGAUCUGCCCUCCACUCAGGCUCUGUGAUCACCCAUCCACAUCUGCCCUGUGUUAAGGCUUUGGUGCCCAGGUUUUGGUGGCAACUCUGAUCUUACACAUCCAGGGAGGUGCCUGCAUUUACUUCGUUUAUGUUCUGAAAAGACCAAUGAGCCCAUGGCUGUGGCCAGCUGUUCUUGCUGCUUCAUUCCAGGUGGGUGCCUGGUGUCUCACCUUGGCCUACCUGGGAGAUGGGAGCUCCUUCUCUGCAGAGAUGUGGUCCCAUCUAACCAUCCAUUCACAUCCUGGCUGUGCUGCUCUUGUUCCAGUCAGCUCAGCAAGUGUGAAAAGAGCUCCCUGGUUAUCUACCAAGAGGCUCUCUGAUUUCUCAGCUCCCUCUUCCCCCUUCUUUGCAUUUCCUCAGCUGGAGUGAAACCCUGCGGAUUCGGUAAUUGCUCCUUUCCUCCUUACCCUCCUAUUAGACCAGGAGAAAUCUGCUGGGCCCUCUGCCAGCUCCCAAAACAGUGGGCAGAUGGGUGCAGGGAGGAGCUCUUGCCAAGACCCGUUGCUCUUUGCUAACCCUGUCCACUGUGGGAGCCCAAACCCAGACAGAUGGGGGCUGUCUGCAAGAGAGCAGUGUAGAAAAACCACAGUGUGCAGUCUGGUCCUGGAUCAUUACCAAAAGCCUUUCUUCCUAGGUCAGGAUGUCACUGAGGCUUAUAGGGGAGGCAUUUUCCAGGAUGCGUACUGAGAAACUCCUAUCUUCAUAAGGUUGUCCUUUCUGGGUAAGCAGUGUGCUGCUAGAACUGUGUCUGCAUCCCACACAGCCCAGCAGGGGACACAGGUAUGUUCUGCUAAACGAAAGCACACCCCUUGCAUACUGUUAUUGAUCUAACCUGUGCGAGCACAGAAUCCUCCUUAGGACUGGGAUCAUACUGUACAAUUUAUAGGUAUGGGUGCAAGCUUCUCAGAGGCUGUUGCUGGGAGCCUUUCUGUAGGUGUAGGUGCACUUCUGCUUGGGUGAGCCACACUGUGCCUCUCCUUUCCUUUUGCAAGCUGGCGAUUUUGGGAUGUGGAGGGGAAAAGGGAGGAUGUAUUUUCUAACAGGAGAUGAUUGCUGCGAGCAAAGGAAGAGCGUUUGAUGCUGUUUUUUCCUUUCGAGAUCACAUACUGUCUGCAAGACGCGAAUGUUUUAUUUAUUCGGUAGAGUAAAUAUUUUGUAUACAAUGCGAGAAGAAGGCUGUUAUAAUUUUAUUAUGUAAAGGAAGGAAAUUAAAGGUGUUGGACGGAAGGACGGACGGACAGACGGACGUUGUGCGUUACUGCCGUGCGCCGCAAGGGGGCGCCGUAACCGCGGCGGCUCCGCAGCGCUGCCGCUUCGGGCGCACAGAGCGCGGCGCCGCGUCCCGGCCGGCUGUGUUGGAACCCAGCAUCUUUAAACAGCUGAGAUUUCCCCAAUUCCUGCAAGGAACUGCGGUAAUAUCACUUCUUACCCCCUGUCUCAGGUUUGUAUUUAAGCAAGUGGCAGCCGAGGGUGUUGUCCCCCAGUCAGGGGACGGCGAUGAGCUGCCCUGUCCGAGCAACCACACACCUUUAGUGUUUGGUUUGGGAGUUUUUGUUUGCUUGUGGUUGGUUUGUUUGGUUUUUUUUUCCGAGCAUGAAGUCCUGCUCAGACCUGGGAGAGCUUUUCUUCAGGCUCACAUUGCUCUCUAACAAAGCAGAGGAAUGUACAUUCAUUUCCUUGGCUUUACGGUGCCCUGUGGCAGAUCAAUGUCCUCCAGUCUCUGCCGUGCAAACAGCGACAAGAAAAAUCUCCUGUCCUACAAGGGCACUUCCAGCCUCGGAACUGUUCACCUGCUUGAAAAUAUUUGACCCCAAACCUCUGUCACCAUCAAACCCUACGAGUGCUUUGAGACAGCAGAGGAAAACGCGAUUCCCUUCUCCCUGCUCAGUGCGUUUGCCUCCACGCGGGGACCUCACGCUCUCAGUUUUGUUACUCCGGUGCAGACUGCAGUUACCCGCUAGGGCACGGCUACCUUUCCCUUGUCCUUUUCUUUCUCUGAAACGCUGAAAAAGGAAAAGAUAAGAUAGCAGAGCCGAGGGCAUCUCCUGCGGGAUCGGCCGCAACAGCGCAGCGACGCGGAGCCGCCCCCGGAGCCGAACCCCCGCGGGGCGGAGCGGGCGCGGAGCCGCCCCUGGGCGAUGGGACCGCGGUGGCAGCGCGGAACCCAACAGGUGAGGAUAAGGGGCUGCCGGGGGGUGAAUGGGGCAGGGGGGGGUCCGGCCGUUCCCGGUGCGCCGGGUCCCGUUUGGGCUGCAAACACCCGCGUGUCCUUGGCUGGGUCGGAGCAUCCUUUUAUCUCGACGGGAUCUGCUCCACGUGGCACCGCUUUGAGCGCGUUUUGGCCCGAGGUUUCUGGGAGGGCAGGCUGUGACCCGAGGUAAGUCGGGGUUCUGGGGCUGCGGGUGUUGGUGGAGCGGUCAUUCAGCACCGCUCACACUCACGUUGGCCCGUGACUUUUCCCUCUGUGUGAGAGCUGCACGUCUGCGGAGUUCAGGCAGUAAUUGAGUGCUCCUGGGAAUCUGAACAGCUACAGGGAUGGAAAUGCGAAGUGAAGCUCGGCAGCAGCGCUGACCUUGUUAUGCAGAACGUUUGCUUGAAGGCCAAAGUGGGGCCUCCGUGUCACUGCAGUGCUUUAUCUGGGGUCACAGAAUGGUGGAUGAGCAUUUUGCAGAAAUGCUGCGGGUCGAUAAGUCACUGCUAUCUGUAACACAUCCCCGGUGUCCAUCAGCAAUAGAGCUCCCCAUAAGUUGCCCUUUUCCCCUCUGCAAGGUCAAACAUUACUAUUGCUGCUCUUAGAGGGCAUCAGGGCUCUGCUGAAGCUGCACAAGGCUGCAAGAAACCUGCCCAGGUCUGCUCAGCCCCAGACCUUCCUGCCCUCUGGUUGUGCUUUUGUUUGUGUUGUUCACCCAACAGAACUGUUCGCUUUGGAUUUGUGGGAUAUGUACUAAAUAAACCUUCAGAGCUGAG